UGAAGACAAAGAUGACGUUAUGUUUCCAGCAUUCUCAAUUUGUCACAGUGGUCCUCACUCAACAAUCAAAGAUGUUUCUUGUUCUGUACGAUAUGUUAAUGAUAGAAAUCAAUAUAAUUUAUAUAAUUCAGAAAUAAAAUUUUGGGAAACUGGCAUUACCGGAUCUAAUGAGCCAUGUAAUGAAAAUGUUGCAAACUUAACUGAUCCUACAGGGUGUUAUAUAUUUCAGCCAACAAUAAAUUUUACUCCUUUUCUAAGAAUCUUACAAGCAAUAUUGAUUCCUGAAAAUGCUUCUGAUUUAUACUCUAACGAUACAAGACCUGCUUUUAUCAUUUUGAAUAUUACAUUGAAUGAUAAAUUAUUCUGGAAUAAUUCACUUUUAAAUUAUAUUGGCAUUCAUUUUAAUGAGGUCAUAUAUAAAUCUGAAAGAAUAAGUGUCGAUAAUUUUUAUCCAAUUUCUCUUGGACAACACACCAUUUUAGAAUUUUCUAUAACAAUUAUCAAGAAGUACACUUCAUAUUUGAUCGGACAGUUGGGAUUUAAGCCUGAUAAAACUAAUGCACUUCUCAAUAUUGAAACUAAAAUACUUCAGUCAGAUUCAAACAGUUCUAAUAUUUUUUUGGCAAUUGUGCCAAAGAAUAAUAGAAUACGUAUUGAAGAGGAGAAAUAUUUAAGCAAUUUUGGCACUAUUCUAUCCAGUCUUGGAGGUUUUUAUACUGCAAUUAGUACAGUGUUUAUUUUUUGUUUUGGAAAAAGAAGGUAUUCUCCAUGGGGUAUAUGUCGAACUUGUCCGUGUUGGUGGCCAUAUAGACAGAGUUUCAAAAAACAUCUUGCAAGAAGAUAUAUCUCUAGAGCUGGAAUUCCAUUAGUUGAUGAUCCACGAAAAUUGCCUCAUGGUGCUACUAUAGAAGAUAGAAUAGCUGUAUUAGAAUGUUUGUUAAGAGAGUAUUAUCUUGAUACAAGUUUUCUUGAGGAUAUACAGAAAACACGCAAUAGAUAUAUAGCAAUUAAUAAAUUUUACAAAAUGCUUGAGCCUGAAAUCAAUGAUGAUAGUGUUGAAA
This is a messenger RNA of Racocetra persica, 1061 nucleotides long. The record is from the annotation of a GenBank genome assembly. NCBI's taxonomy places the organism in Eukaryota, Fungi, Glomeromycota, Glomeromycetes, Diversisporales, Gigasporaceae.